GAUGUGACGUAAAAGAUUCGUGGAAGAUUUUGUGGCGUUUGAUGUGUCAAAACAGAGAAUACUUCAAUACAUGUAAUAAUGAAUAUUCUUAAAAAUUGAAAGAAACUAGGUCAAAAUAUCCGUGAUUUUAGUAGUCGACGUAACGGUCUUGUGUUGGAUGACAACACAGAGCAAGUUCAAUGAUAGCCAGACGACGUCGCACCAAUUCUGGAUCUGAAUCAAAACAACAAACUGGAAUAUCCUCACAAACAAGUCAGACAAUUGUUACAGAGCUCCUGAUAGAUACAGAAAUGUCGUGUAGAGAUCGGACCAACGAGUUCUUCUCUGCAGCAAAAUUAUUACAAUCUCGACAGGGAAAUGGAACCUUGGCACAGAAAAGAAACCCAGCAUUACGGCAAAGAAGUGAAUUCACUCAAAUUGCAAAAAAAAUUGGUCGUGACUUGGCAAACACAUUUGCAAAACUGGAAAAACUCACGAUGUUGGCUAAGAAGAAGUCAUUGUUUGAUGAUAAACCUGUGGAGAUUCAGGAGCUGACCUACAUUAUAAACCAGGAUAUACAGGGUCUGAACAAACAGAUAGCACAGCUUCAACAGGUGGCUCGGUCUCAUCCUAACGCCAGACAUGUACAGAGUCACUCCAACUCCGUGGUUGUGUCCUUACAGUCCAAGCUUGCCACCAUGUCAAAUGAUUUCAAACAAGUUCUAGAAGUCAGGACAGAGAAUUUAAAGCACCAGAAAUCUCGAAGAGAUCAGUUCUCAGAAUCCCAGUCAAACCCAACAUACAGCAGCCACAGUUCAAUAUUGUUUCAAGAUGAAAUGAAUCAUUCCCAGGGUGCAGCAGGAGGAGGAGAUGUUGUUCUCAAUAUGGAUGGCAUGGACAAAAAUCGGUUUCAGCAACAGAUGCAGCUGAUAGACCAACAAGAUGAUUACAUCCACGAACGAGCCGACACGAUGAAGAAUAUAGAGACCACCAUUGUGGAGUUAGGGGGUAUAUUCUCACAGCUGGCAACCAUGGUCAAAGAACAGGAAGAAAUUGUACACAGAAUUGACUCUAAUACAGACGACGCUGUUCUGAAUGUGGAAGCGGCACACAGUGAAAUUUUAAAGUAUUUUCAAUCAGUGACAUCCAAUCGAUGGCUUAUGAUCAAGAUAUUUGCUGUUCUAAUUUUGUUCUUCAUUAUAUUUGUUGUAUUCAUGGCAUGAAUAUUCUCCCUCCCUCCAAAAAAAGUGGUCCAUGUCAUCAAAAAUGAUACAGAACUCACUUUCUCUCAUUUGGUAAUAUAUUUAUUUUCUUUGGAAUCACUCGUUCAUCAAUCAAUCAAUUUGUUGGUGCAAUGGAAUCAGAAAAAUUUAUCAUUUACUUUAAAAGCAGACAGGUUUUGUGGUUUAUUGGGGUGGGGGGUUAAAAUGUUUACGUUUUUUAUUAAGGAGUUGUACAAGAAUGACUGAUUGAUUUAUAAACUGACUGGAUUUAUCUCGUCAACACACCCACGUCUAUGAAUAAAUUGAAGUUUUCCAGCAAUGUGAACUAACAAAGUUCAUGUCAUCUAUUACCUAAAAUAUUGAAUGCUUUAAAAACAUUUUUAUUGUCUGAAUGUAGAGAGAAUAUUUAUUAUUAUUUUUUUUAAAUUUCUGGUACUCGCGAAGUUUGUGUAUUAUCAGUGUAAUGUCUUUCAUGAAAUUUUCAACUCCACAUACAUGCACAUGGAUAUUGUGUUAAGAAUAUCAAUAUUGUAUAUUGAUAUCAUUUUGGUCUCACUGUACAAGUACACACUAAUUUUCAACUACAGAAUAUUGAUUAUUGUUGAAAUGUUAUUUAUAGUAAUUAAAACAGUGUUUUAUAAGGUAUUGUUUAUAUUAAACUAAAAAUUUGUUGAAGAAUACAAGUAAUUUUACCUCAUCAAAGAUUUGAUGCAUGAUAAACAGAGAGCAUUAAUUACUAUUGAACUGUCGUCAAGCAAUUGAAGACAACUGAAAAUGUCAUUUUUAUGUAAAAUUGUUGUGUUAUUUUCUCUAUAAGAAUUUUUUUUAAAACCCUCCUUUAUUGUAGGCAUAGUCUCUAAUAAAGAUCUUGGGAUAGUUUUAAACAUUUGCAAGAAUAGUCCUUACAAUAACAAAUCAAAUUACUAUACAUUCACCGUCGUUUUUUCUGAUUGGUUUACUGUUUUUAUUUGUUUAAAUAGUCAGUAUAUGUUUUGAUGUCGGCUACCUUACUCGGUGAACAUCGGUACGUAUUAUCUUGGUUGUUUUGGGGUUUGUCGAUUGUGAAGUUUCAGCAAUGACCCCAGCUUCAGCCUGUGCAUCUCAGAAUGUAGUCAACAGGAUGAACAUUAUUCCUGCUGCUUCAGUAAUUCCUAAAUUAUAAUCAAAACUUAAUGAUUAAUAGGAAUUUAAAAAAUAUCUUAAAUUUCUGCAGUCACACUUUACCCCAAGUACAAUGUAUUUACCAAACUCUGAAAUAGAGACUAUGCCUCUAUAUGGAAUUGUUGCCUAUAUAUAUAUAUAUAUAUAUAUAUAAGAUAUUUUCCACCUACUGAAGAUAUAAAAAAAGAAAUUUUUGCUAUCCUUUUUGUGGGAAGGUGAAUUGAUAAGUUAGAUGACAUUUCAUACCUUAGUGUUUUUGACUAAUGGCAGACAUAACAUGCAUUUUGUGUGUGUACUUGAUGACUUUCUUAUGUUGAAUAUAAGUAAUCUUGUGUUAAACUUUAACUUAUGUUAGAUAUAAUCUUGGACAUUACAAGUUCUACAGAUAGCGAUUUAUCUUGUAAGACUGACAUUUCUAUCUCAUUCUUUUUCAAAAAGAAUUAAAUACAUAUAUUAGAAGAUGAAGUAUGGAAUGACUUGACAAUUGUUACGUAAGGAGACUGUUUUCACUGUACAGCAAUUGUCAUUUGAUAAAGAGUGCAGUACAAUGCAAAAAGACAGAAUUUAACCCCAUGUUGAAUAUAAAGACACUUCUGAUUUUUUUAAGAUAUUGAAAAUCAGUAUUUUAUAGGGAAAUGUUUCCAUUUUAUGAAAGACUUUGUUUUUACUUGUAUAUACUGUAAAUUGUUAAGUGAUGAUGAAUAAAAGGGAAAAAUACUUAA
This is a messenger RNA of Ostrea edulis (European flat oyster), 3085 nucleotides long. Its product is annotated as syntaxin-5-like. Gene Ontology annotation, molecular function: SNAP receptor activity; SNARE binding. The record is from RefSeq and is a predicted model, not a curated record. Gene Ontology annotation, cellular component: endomembrane system; SNARE complex; Golgi membrane. The transcript is spliced from 10 exons. NCBI's taxonomy places the organism in Eukaryota, Metazoa, Mollusca, Bivalvia, Ostreida, Ostreidae. Gene Ontology annotation, biological process: endoplasmic reticulum to Golgi vesicle-mediated transport; intracellular protein transport; vesicle fusion. Bases 180 to 1202 code for a protein of 340 amino acids.